CAAUCCGCAGUGUGGUCCUAUUUGUCCAGUGGGAACUCAGCAUAUUCCCUCACCCUAGCACUGAAAAACAUAUAAAGCUGUGUAUAAAUCUUACAUUACAUGUCUGUGUUUAAUGUUACGUAACCCUGUUUUUAUUUUCAGUGAAUGUAAAGCACUUAGCUUCCAGUUAACUGGUUUGCACCAGACCUCUGCACUGAAAUUGCGGCCCUCGUACCUGUCUGUGAGUGGGGGCGGGGAGGGCAGUAUCCUAACCUCAUAACUCAUUUUUUCCAUACAUACUGUUGCACAGAAUAUAACAGUCAGAAAACCGGCAAAAAAAACCCAUCAGAAAUAGUUAACUAGAGCAGCAACAGCAGUGACAAAUAAGCAGGUCAGAGGCCAAUGUCAGGAGUGAAAAAUUCCAAAAGUUAGCGAAGUUAUGAUAUGCUGAAGUAGGGCAGGUUGGGGCAGAGUUAAGAACGUAUACUCAUAAUCUGAAGAUUGCUGGUUCACGUCCCAAGUGGGGGCCCUGCUCUAAUACCCUUGAGCGAAGCACUUAACCUGAAUUAUUCCAGCAAAAUAUGCAGGUAAAAAGGCUUAUUUGAAAACAUGAGCUCAGCAUCUAGAUACACGGAUGCCCUUGUUGUUUAGGAACGUGUGUUUUCUUAGUGUGGGCUGUGAUGCCGACGGAAGGUAGAAAAUUGCAGAACCACGGACAGCAGCCCAGACUCGACCAUGGGCCCAGUGCAACUCCACACCCCUUGCUCACUCCCGGUCACUCUCGUGCUCAAUUCAAGCCCCUGGCAGCCAAGACCAGCCCCCCCUCACUACCCCCCCUCUUUCCUGCUGGCUUAGAAUGUCCGAAUGUCUCCUGCUGACAAAAACAAAAACAAAAACAAAACACAUCAAGACUGUCCCUCCUCUCUAGUGCCAGGACUCUCAAAUUCUGAAAAAAUAUUCUCACGCGUGAACAAACAAACAAACAAACAAACAAUUUUUUUUAAUUGCUUGCAAACAUCACUUUUUCCCUCACACUUUUAUGCUGUUUCACACUCUCAGAAGCUCUGCCCAUCACCCAAUGGGAAGGCUGCCCUCAGAUAAUUGACAUGUCACUCUUGGCCUUAAGACCCGCCUUCCUUUGGCUGCAAUCUCUCUGAUUGGUUGACAAAUCCCCUCUAAAUACAUCCUAGUCUUUGACCUUGAACCUGCCCCAAGGAGAGCUCUAUUAGCUUCAGAGGGAAAAUUGUCCAUCCUUUUGUUGAUCUGUUUAUCUGUCUAUCAUUUUCUUAUCUGUCUGUCUUCCAUGGACUUCAGGGACAAGGUAGUUAGAAUGAAACACUUUGGGAUUAGCAGACACCCGUGGCAGGACACUGGUUCAAUGCACUAAUUCAUUAAAAAAAAAAAACCAGUUUAAUCAGUUAUGGUUUGCGUUAUGGUUAUUAUGCAAUUACCAGGGUGAUAAUCUUGUGCAGACCACCCAAGUCUAAAAGUUAUUUAGAGUCACCAACGAACCUGAUCUACAUGGAGGAGAAAGUGUGUCUGAGUGUGAGUUUCUGAAGGAAAUGCCGACCCACAGAGAAUGCAAUCUAUAUCCUUAUUUCACGAACAAGCACUCCUCGGGUUACGAUGGUCCGUGUUACGAUAUUUCGACUUUACUAUGGGUAAAUGUUUUUCGCUUUCAGUACUUUCUUCGGUAAAUCACAUGAGAUAUUCAACGCUUUAUUAUAAAAUAGGGUUUGCGUUAAUGAUUUUGCCCAACUGCUUGAGGUUGGCUAACCUAGGCUAUGAUGUUUGCUAGCUUAGGUGUAUUUCACCUUACGUUAGUUUUGUCGGAAUGUAAUCCCAUCGUAACCUGAGGAGAGGCUGCAUUAGGUUUUAAAAAGUUCUAUAUAAAAAAGAUUUCUGUAAAUCCUGUAAUGCUCCCUUUACUAAGUCAUUCCUUGCAUCAAACCUAUUCUGAUUGGUUGCUGUGAAUAAUAUACUGAGAAAAGAUUGUAUAAGAAUAGAGGACGUCGAGCAGUAAAAUGUUAUUUGAGCGACGGGGUCUGGCUGCAGUACUGCGAAGCUAAAAGUGGAUCUGACUGAGCUGAAGAAGAAAAAAAUACUUAAAAGGACUGUGCGGUCGAUCCUUUAUGCAUCGGCAAUUAGGCCUUCUGUUAGUCCGACGAGAGCUGACCUUCAGAGCCGGUCAGACUUUGAAUGCUUCUGCGGAACGUGGGCAAAAACGCAGCUUUCUGUGGAAGUUUUCCCUCGUGUUCCGUGUAUGUUGAGCCACUUUUUAAGGCCGUUGCAAUUUAAGGGAAAGGUGUGCAUUUCGCAUUUGCCCCCUGAAUGAUUAUUUAAUGAGAGGCUAUCGUUUCCCCGCUGCUGUGCUGUAUCCGAUCCAGGGCUGAAUUAUUCAGGGGGUGUAGACAGGGGUGGGCAGGCUUGACGUCGAUUACCUGCCUCAGGUGAGCUCCGCUGAGCCCCACUCCAAGUUUGCGUCCCUCCGCCGGACCUCAGGGCAGCCUCCUCGCCAACGCCGGUGACAUGGAGGAUACGCAGAGGAAGCUUAGCCAGAGGUAUGAUGGCAAGCCACGGAAAGUGCGCUUCAAGAUCGCGUCCUCGUACAGCGGGCGGGUGCUGAAGCACGUCUACGAGGACGGCCAGGAGCUGGACAGCCCCGAGGAGAAGUACCCGCGCAGCUUCAUGCAUGGCAAGGUGCCCCAGCAUCUGGAGGCGGAGCAGCUCUCCAGCUUCCAGGAGUCCCCGGAGGCGCGGAUGGGCAUGUCCCCCGGGCUCACUGCCCAGAGGAUAAACGUCUACAGAGGCAUGACUAGCUACAGACUCGCUACCUGCGGCGGCUCGCCACCAGUGGAUUCCAGAUCGUCCGUGCUGGACUUUGGGAAGAUUAUCAUCUACACCAGUAAUCUACGAAUCAUCAGGUCCCCUCAGAGGAGGACAGAACUGAUGAAGACCUCUGUCCAGAGACAGGACGGAGAGGGAGAGGAUCCACAUGGGCGAGGAAGAGGAGGAAAGCAUUACCACGGGUCACUGUGCUCUCACUGGGAGGACGAAGAUGGCCUUGAAACCGCAGACAAGGAGGAGGCCGCGUGUCCGCAGUGCGGGGGCUCGGGCUGCACUCCCUGCUCCCUGUGCCAUGGAAGCAAGCUGUCCAUGCUCGCCAACCGCUUCAACGAGUCCAUCCGAGCCCUGCGAUGCCCGGCGUGCUACCCGGACGGCCUGCAGCGCUGCCAGUCAUGCUCGGGCCAGCAUGGCGGAGAGCCCUGAGGGCGGGACUUCCUGCUGGGAGUCUGUGUGAACAUAAGCGGACGAAGCAGACACAAAACCCUCAAUGUGAAAACAAUGACGGGCUAAGCAGCCAGUGCAUGUGUACAGGCGGCCAUUGGCUUCCGAAAAUGGCCGACCAUCAGUUGAUAAAUGCGGAGACGCAUCUUCAGCUUUAUAAUCAUAAUACUCAAGAGCUCUGUAAUGGGUGCAGGUGUGUAUACCGGGGCGGGGCUACAGGGAUACUGGAAAGCUGAUUGGCCCAUAGAUUGCGACCUCCCCUGUCACUCACAGAUUCAAAACAUAUCAUUGGCUAACGAUAAGGUUGGCCCCCCUGUAUGAAUUAUGACCCCUAUUAUGCCCCCCCCCUGCCUUAAAAAGAUCCUUGACUUGCCCCUGUAAGGAUGUAUCCAACUGCAUUAUUACAUACCUGGAUAUUACUCAAGAAGUAGCACCUCUGUUUAUGUAGCUGGUUUGCAGCCCAAGCUUGUACAUUUAUCACGUUUGAGGAAUAACUAGUCACUGUCAAACUGUUGUGUGCAACACAUGUACGGCCUCAUCUUUGCAUAGUAUCAUAGCAAUAAACCACACUUUUUAAGGCUUUAGGUUACCACUGUCUUUACACAAGAUGCAUUUUACCACGGUGUUGCACUUGCAAUUGAAUAAAUAAAUAUGUAAUUCGCCUACAAUAAUGUUUAUUCCUUAGCUUCGAAAUCCAAGUUUUAACAUUAAGUGGUGUUAACAUGGUGGUGUUCGAAAGGGUCAUUAUCUUUGACCUUCAUCAAAUAAAACCAAACUGCUAGCUAUAAAUCCCACAAUGCUUUAGUCACUGAAAAUUAGCAAUGCAACUUAAACAAAAGGCUGAGUGGAAUUGUACGUGAUGAAUUGCUUCCCUUACUUUGU
Paramormyrops kingsleyae is the source of this 4149-nucleotide messenger RNA. Its product is annotated as glutaredoxin domain-containing cysteine-rich protein 2. NCBI's taxonomy places the organism in Eukaryota, Metazoa, Chordata, Actinopteri, Osteoglossiformes, Mormyridae. Gene Ontology annotation, biological process: sensory perception of sound. The record is from RefSeq and is a predicted model, not a curated record.